UUGCAUAGCCUGCAGCAGCAGCUCCGACACGCACCAACAUGCUCCGCUCAACCACAGCCGGCACGAUCCGCUCCCUGUCCGCGUCGCGCGCGUACAUCGCGCGCCCGCUCGCGCGCCCCUUCUCGGCCAUCCACCCCGCUGGCGACGACCGGCCACUGUCGGGCAUCAAGGUCGUGGAUUUGACCCGUAUCCUCGCCGGACCGACCGCGACGAUGAUGAUGAUCGAGUCGCCCGGAACAGGAGACGACACGCGCAACUUUGCGCCGCCGAUCGCGCAGAUUCCAGACGACGCCGACGUGCCCCGCCGCGACCUGCCAGCAGAGUCGGCCUACUUCCUCCAGGCCAACCGCAACAAGCGAUCCAUCACGCUCAACCUCAAGAGCAAGGAGGGCCAGGAGAUCGUGCACAAGCUGGUCAAGGACGCCGACGUCCUCGUCGAGAACUACGUUCCCGGCAAGCUCGAGGCAUUCGGUCUCGGAUACGAGCAGGUCCGCAAGAUCAACCCGAAGCUCAUUUACUGCUCGGUGACGGGUUACGGCUCGACGGGUCCGUACGCCUCGGCGCCCGGCUAUGACGUCGUCAUCGAGGCCGAGGCCGGCUUCAUGCACAUCACUGGCGAGCGUGACGGACCUCCCGUCAAGGUCGGCGUCGCCGUGACCGACAUCCUCACGGGCCACUACGCCCACUCGGCCGUGCUCGCUGCGCUGAUCAAGCGCGGUAAGACUGGUGUGGGAUCGCGCGUCGAGGCGAGCUUGUUCGAGUCGCAGAUCGCCUCGCUCGUCAACAUUGGUGCCAACUACCUCAUCGGCGGAGAGGAGGCAACGCGCUGGGGCACAUCGCACCCCUCGAUCGUCCCCUACCAGGUCUUCCCGUGCAAGGGCGGCUGGAUCAUGGUGUCGGCCGGUAACAACAAGCAGUGGGCGAUCCUCUGCGGGCCCGAGGUGUUCAACAAGCCCGAGUGGAUCGACGACCCGCGCUUCAACUCGAACAACCAGCGCGUGGCGAACCGCGGCGAGCUCAUCCCCCUCAUCAACGAGGUGCUCAGCCACCACACCAAGGACGAAUGGGUCGAGAAGCUGACCGGCAAGGGACUGCCGUUCGCGCCGAUCAACAACAUUGCCCAGACGUUCGCCCACCCGCAGGCCAAGGCACGCAAGGUCGUCGAGGAGAUCGACCACCCUCGAGCUGGCAAGAUCAAGCUCGCCGCGGCGCCGGUGUCUUACGACGGCAAGAAGCCCAAGAUCUACCGCGCACCACCGUACCUUGGCCAGCACACCGAGGAGGUGCUCAAGGGCCUGGGCUACUCUGAUGCCGAGGUCGCGUCGUUGCAAGACAAGAAGGUGGUGUAAGGAGCGCUGCUGCAUUAGACUGGAUCCGCCACAUUUGUCCCAUC
Molecule: messenger RNA, 1393 nt
Organism: Vanrija pseudolonga
Lineage: Eukaryota; Fungi; Basidiomycota; Tremellomycetes; Trichosporonales; Trichosporonaceae
Gene: SUGCT
Product: Succinate--hydroxymethylglutarate CoA-transferase
Exons: 8
Coding region: 39-1349 (436 amino acids)
Molecular function (GO): catalytic activity
Source: RefSeq, a predicted model, not a curated record